Rotaria socialis is the source of this 795-nucleotide messenger RNA. The record is from the annotation of a GenBank genome assembly. Lineage: Eukaryota; Metazoa; Rotifera; Eurotatoria; Philodinida; Philodinidae.
AUGGCAAUUCUUCUCACAUGUAAUUCAUACAUCAUUCUAGUCUUAGGCACAUUGAUGAUGAUGAUUAUAUACAGUUAUAGUACGUAUUGUAGUUUGAAAUUGUCGGACUUUUGUAAUGAUUAUUUAUGUCCAUUACGAGGAUAUUUUCUUCAUGUUUUUAUCUGUGCAUUUUUUUAUUCGUGUCUUCUUCAAGCUACGUUUCGUCUAUUUCGCGUUGUCUUCUAUAAACUAAACUCAAGAAAAUCUCAUUAUUCGUUUUUGAUCGGAAUAUUUCUUCAAUGGUCCAUCGCAUUUCUUUAUAUUCUAAUUCAUUUACUUAAACAUGAAUUUCAAUAUACUUCUCUUGCCUACGGUUGUUGGAUUUCGUUCACUAAUGUUGCUGGACUUUUUCAAGCUCUAAUUGUUAUGUAUGUAGGUCCUAAUUUGACCGUAUGUUUAAUAUAUGCUUAUAUUAUUCGAUACUUGCGUCGAAACAAUCAUAUUCAACCACACCAACAAAAGCGUAAUGGACGAGAUCUGAUUAUUCUUAAACGUAUUGUUAUUCUUGUGCUUGUUGCUAUGGGUAUUGGUAUAGCUACAUUGAUUACAUUCAUCGUUUAUAUUAUUACUAAUUAUUUAGUUCCAAUAGCUUAUCAUUUACAAGGAUUGAGUGUAUCCGGUGGAUUUUUUAUGGGAUCUGUUGGCUUAGCAUUUAUUACGCCACAAAUAAAGGGCAUAUUUCUAAUGAAAGCACAAAGAAUAACUCCUAUAAUGGCCGUCGGUGUAACCACCUUGAAUGUCGGUCUAAAUAAUUGA